This is a messenger RNA of Carya illinoinensis, 1433 nucleotides long. RefSeq lists its product as uncharacterized. The record is from RefSeq and is a predicted model, not a curated record. Bases 221 to 958 code for a protein of 245 amino acids. NCBI's taxonomy places the organism in Eukaryota, Viridiplantae, Streptophyta, Magnoliopsida, Fagales, Juglandaceae. The transcript has 2 exons.
UUCAGGAAACGUGUAAGUUCAGGAAGACUUACAUAAUAUCUACCCCACUUUAUUUCCAUUAAUAGAUACGUACUUAUUCAUUUCCAUUGCCUUGCUUGUCUUCAUGUCAUUAUUUUAGAUUCAAGCGCUACGUGGUAGGGAUCCCCACAUAGUAUCUGACGAUCUUUAUGCAAUAGCUUGUGGGCCUGACCCUUGGGUGGGUUCAUAUUCUGGGUGUAUAAUGAAUGGUAUACGAUUUCAUACACGACUCCGGGAAUUGAGACGUAGGACACAAAAUAGUGGUGUUCUAGUUACAAGUGAGCACCAAUCAAGUAUGGUUGAUUUCUAUGGUGUUCUGAAUGACAUAUUGGAGGUGAGGUACAUGGGUUGGCGGCGUGUGUGGUUAUUUAGUUGCGAUUGGUUUGAUGUUGGCGAUCCAAUUCGAGGGAUCAGGGUUGGUGAGCAUUUCACAAGUGUCAAUCAUAGUAGAACUUGGUAUAAGGAUGAGCCAUUCAUAUUGGCAUGCCAAGCUUCACAAGUAUUUUACCUCAAAGACACGAGAUUUUCUGGUUCUUGGCACAUUGUGCAAAAGAUCACAUAUAGGAAUGUCUAUGACGUUCCACAAUUGGAUCGCCAUGAUGAUGUAGAUGAACCUAGCGAGUCCAAUGUCUUCCAAGAAGAACAAACUCCAGAAGAAGCAGUAGAUGUGGACACCGAGCAUAAUGUCGACAACCCCCAAUGGGUAAGGCCAGAUGUUCAGUCAGCCACGAUAGCCACUACCGCAUUGGCUGGGGGAAGUACUCACAAUGUCAACAACCUGGGUAAUAUCGACGACAUUUCAGAUGAGGAAGAAUUCAAUUCUAGCGAUACCAUGUCUAAUGGAUCAUGUGAGGAGGAAGACCUUGAUGACACCGAUGCGGAGUCUAAUGUUGAAGGCUCUCCGAGUAAUGACACUGAUCGAGGAUGGGAUUCAAGCUAAGAUUCACAAGUUUGUUGGUGGUGUGAUUGGUGAUCGAGUUCAAGGAUGAUGGCAGUAGAUGGAUAAACGAAGAGGAGUUGGAGGACAAAGUCAUGCCGACAUUCUUGGGGAGUACCAUGAAGCAGCUAGAGAGCAAGUUGUUUUAAUUACUACAAUCCCCCAAACUUCUUCAGUACAUGCUGCAUAGCCCCUUACCUUAUUGCCCUCAAAGUUAAAUACUGAUAUAUAUACAUAUAUAUAUAUAUAUCAAGAAUUGGCUAGUGGUUUGUGAUAAAUAGUGCAACGAAAUAUUGUUUAGUAUUUUGAAAUUAUUCAGCCAGAUAUGUGGUGUAAACCCUGGAGGCAUGUUUGCAUCGAAGUGGGGCCAUGAAAUCUGAACGAAGGGGUUAAACAUGUAUGCUUGUUUAUUGUGUGGAAAUGGUGCUGAUCAGUUAUUCGGUAUUAGAUAAUGGAACCCUUCUUUUUUGGAUAUGAA